Messenger RNA from Fonsecaea erecta, 1197 nucleotides. RefSeq lists its product as hypothetical. NCBI's taxonomy places the organism in Eukaryota, Fungi, Ascomycota, Eurotiomycetes, Chaetothyriales, Herpotrichiellaceae. The record is from RefSeq and is a predicted model, not a curated record. The transcript is spliced from 5 exons. The coding region runs from base 1 to 1197 and encodes 398 amino acids.
AUGAGUACCUCCUCCGAAGCAGCACCUGCCUUGGGCCCGCGCCCUUAUCACCACACCGAAAAUGACCACCGUGGGAUCGUUCUGACGAUGACCAUUCUUUUCCUGACCUACUCCCUCAUGGUGCUGGCAAUGCGUAUUGCGAGCAAAUACAGGCAUAUGGCCAUCGAGGACUGGCUCUCAGUCGCGGCAACGACUAUCGCGGUGGCACAAUUCAUUGCCAUCAUGGUUGCAACUGUCGACGGCGGUUUCGGCUCUUCGUAUACGUUAUUGUCUCCCAGUGACACACAUACAGUUGCCAAUUCGCUGAGAGCCGGAGACGUUCUUUUCCUGUUAGCCCUCUUCGGGGGCAAAUCAUCCGCCAUCUGGCUCUGCAGGCGUCUGUUUGCCGUCGGGCAGCAUGAGAAACAUCUUUACUGCGAAAUAACCAUUGCUAUCUGCGGAGUAUGGUGUUUAGGGUCAAUUCUUGCUGCCACAGUUGGGUGUACGGCGACUGAAGUUAUUCGAUCGGGUCCAGAGAAAUGCUCAGGAUUGGUCACUCGUUGGAUCGUCAUUGGCCUAUUCGACGCGCUGCUGGAAGUGGUCAUUUGGUGUCUUUCCCUCGUCGUCAUCUUCCCACUACACAUGACUCUUCAGAGAAAAGUCCAAGCGUCCAUAUGCUUUGUUCUCAGAUUGCCAAUCAUUGUCCUCAUCGGCCUGCAAAUCAAAUAUGUCUCGGAUUUCAGCUCGGCAUCCAACGCAGGCAUUGCACUCACACGUCCUGUGCUCUUUCGCCAGGCUGAGGUCGUCUACUCCCUCCUCUCUGCCGCCAUCCCGGCCUUAAACCAGUACCUGCGCAAAUUCGACACAACACAGGCCACCGUAUUCGGAUACAAUGCCGGCCAAUACGGUUCGGGCGGACACUCCUACCAGAUGGACUCUCUGGCCGCCCAGGGGACCAAAAGUAACGACACGAGGAACUAUACCCGGAUGGAAAACGACAAGGCCGGCGAAGUCUUGGGGAAGAGCACAAGCAUCAAUUUCUGUCCCCCAGACCACAUGCGGUAUCACGCUAGCGUCGAAGGACCACACAACGAGGGAUUCAACCACGACGGCAGAUCGAAUGUCUCGCAUGAAGAGGAUUCGCUCGGGAGACACAACAGUGAGGAGUUCAUCAUUCGCAAAGACGUGGAGUACACAGUUCGUCACGAGCAGCGUUAA